AUGAGAUGACAGCGUCAUAUUCCGAGAUAUCAUUUGAUUCACAAUCCUCGCCUCCUAUUUCGGAAUUGAGAUCGCUUAUUGAUUCUCCAGAUAUCGAGAGCGGGAAGUUUUUGGAAGACAGUCUGGAGAAAAUAAGCGGAACUGGCCACAGACCGGAUCAAUUAGAUUUGAAAAAUAGAGGCGGCAGUCCAACGGAAGAUGACGAUCUGGAUCCACCGAGUUAUCACAAAGCCAUGGGUUAUUUGCAAUUGGAGGGAAGAGUGAUGCAGGACGGCGAUAUGGUAUUGUUUGUUACAGAGGAUCUAGAGAACAAGAUCAAAUUGUCCAGUCCUGUGACCAAGAAGGGAGAAACUCCAUCGUUUCCGGGAUCACGAAGCUCGACUCCAUGCCUAUAUAGACAAGCUUUGACUCCGCAAUUGCCACCUCUCGAUCACAAUGUAUUAAACGAAUUAGAAAUGGAAGCUAGGAAAGUUGCAACCUCUGUAGACGCGUUGACUGAAAAUCUGGCCGCAAUUUUACAAAAUGCAUCCGCUCUUACAGUUGGCUGUUUGGAAACCUACCGAGAUGCUGUGUGUAAAACGUGCGAUGCUGUAGAUCACAAUAUAAAGUCAAUGUAUCAAUUAAUGGCUAAGUGCGAGGAACUAUCUAAAUCGAUGGGACCAAUUUACAAGUUAGCAGAGCAGAUCAAAGAGAUGAAGAGAAUGCUGGAGCUAUUCGAGAGCGCAAUGAAUUUGUAAAGCAGCAUAAAAGAGAAAAUCGCCACAUUUUCUCGAAACUUGUAAUUAUGAAGUAUGCAUGCGAAAUGGAGAUUACAUUCUAAGUUAUGAUUAUUGUGAUUAACAUCUUGUAAUUUAAAUAUUUAAUUUAGAAUCACAUCUUAUGUAUUUUUAAAAUUAUAUAUGUAUUUAAAAUAUAGAUAAGUACUCUUAAUUGAUUUGAAAAAAUCUAUUGUAUUAUAAUGGUUGAAGAAUAGUUUCACAAUGUUAUUAGUAUUACAUGACAUUUUAUGUAUUCUGUACAUGUUGUAUACUAUCAUAUUAAUUUCUUAUGCCACAUAUUUUGUACAUACAGUGAAAGCAAUAUCAUUAAAUAUAAAAAGCAAUUUCUUUUAA
Messenger RNA from Formica exsecta, 1112 nucleotides. RefSeq names its product BLOC-1-related complex subunit 6 (gene BORCS6). Gene Ontology annotation, cellular component: BORC complex. NCBI's taxonomy places the organism in Eukaryota, Metazoa, Arthropoda, Insecta, Hymenoptera, Formicidae. Bases 6 to 737 code for a protein of 243 amino acids. The record is from RefSeq and is a predicted model, not a curated record. Gene Ontology annotation, biological process: lysosome localization. The transcript is spliced from 3 exons.